CACACAGCACACGAAGCAACGAACCCAAUGCGCCGCAUCACCCGCCACUCGACUUCCCGCCUUCUCCUUCUCCCUUUCUCCUCUCACUACUCCCCAACUCCACCAAGCUCUCAUCGUCUCCACUCCCUCCAAGCUCCCACCUUUCCACUCCCAAGCCCUCAAUCCAUCCCCGAAACCGCAUGCCUUUUGGUCUCCCGAGCCUACGAAGAUGGCGACCGAAAGCUUCGAUCUUUUCAAUUGGAGAUAACCCAAGAACAAGCAUUGUGUAUUGUUUAUUUGCUGGCCGAGCGAGAGGGCUCCAUGGUCGCGCUGAGCUUCUUUCAUUGGGCGAUUGCCCGUUCGGAGUUUCGCCAUUUCAUGCGGCUCUUUUUGACGACUGCGAGCUCGUUGGUUCUCCGUGGCAACUUGGAGAAGGCCCGGGAGGUGAUGCGGUGCAUGGUCAUGUGUUUUUCGGAGAUUGGGAGGUAUACAGAGGCUGUGGAUAUGGUCUUGGAGAUGAGGAAUCAGGGAUUGCCGCUUGAUGUUCAUAUCAUGAACUAUAUUCUUAGAGUUGCUGUUGAAUUGGGGUUCAUUGAUCAUGCGCAUCAACUGUUUGAUGAAAUGCCGCUUAACGGGAUUUUGCCUGAUUUUGUUACUUUUAAGACUAUGAUAACUGGUUAUUGUAAUGCUGGUUGUGUUUCAGAUGUUGAGACGCUGUUGAUACUUGUGGAAAGCCGAGGUUUUCGCAUUGAUAAUGUGACAUGUACUAGGAUCGUCGAAGCAUUUUGUAAGAAAGGUUGGCAUGGGAAGGUGUUUGGUGUUUUUAGGAAGAUGUUGGACAUGGGUUUGCCUCCAAAUGUGAUAAACUACACUGCUUUGAUUGAUGGUUUGUGUAAGAGAGGCUCUGUGAAGCAGGCCUUUCAGGUGUUGGAGGAGAUGGUGGGGAAGGGAAUGAAGCCCAAUGUCUACACUCACACCACUUUGAUUGAUGGGUUGUGUAAGAUUGGGUGGACAGAGCGUGCGUUCAGGUUGUUCUUGAAGCUUGUGAGGAGUGAGUCUUAUAAGCCGAACACAUUCACUUACACAGCGAUGAUUGCUGGGUAUUGCAAGGAGAGGAAGCUUGGUCGAGCAGAAAUGUUGUUAGCUCGGAUGCAGGAGCAAGGAUUGACACCAAAUGUCAAUACAUAUACUGCUCUUAUUGAUGGCUAUUGUAAAGAGGGAAAUAUAGAACAAGCAAGAGGAUUGAUCAAUAUCAUGACAAAGGAGGGUUGCAUUCCGAACAUUUGUACAUACAAUGCUGUCAUUGAUGGGCUCUGCAAUAAGGGUAGGGUAGACGAAGCAUAUAGACUUGUUAAAGCAGCUCGCCGGCAUGGUUUGUUACUCGACAAAGUCUCGUACACCAUUCUUAUUUGCAACCAUUGCAGGCGGGGUCAGACUGAGCAGGCUCUAGAAUUGUUCAAUCAAAUGGUCCAGGCCGGUUGCUCCCCUGGUAUACAUACAUAUACUACAUUGAUUUCUUUGUUCUGCAAGCAAAGGAAAAUGGAAGAGAGUGAGAGGUUAUUUGGGGAAUGCCUAAAAUUAGGACUGGUUCCAACGAAGCAAACCUACUCUUCAAUGAUAUCUGGGUACUGUAAGGAUGGUCAAGUAAGUGCUGGAAUGAAGCUCUUUGAGAAGAUGAUUAAGAAUGGAUGCAUUGCAGACUCAGUUACAUAUGGUGCCUUGAUAAGUGGGUUAUGCAAAGAGUCUAGACUGGAGGAGGCAAGAGUUUUGUAUGAUGCUAUGUUAGACAAAAGUUUUGUUCCAUGUGAUGUUACUCGUGCCACAUUAGCUUAUGAGUAUUGCAAGAAAGAUCAACCGGACAAUGCAUUGUCCAUCUUGGAUAGAUUGGACAAGAAACACUGGAUUCGAACAGCCAAUACCCUUGUCAGGAAACUUUGUUCUGAAGCAGAAGUAGAGACUUCGAGCAUUUUUCUUGACAGAAUUCUAAACAAAGACUAUGAGCUUGAUCAUAUAACUUAUAUUGCCUUUCUUAGUGCUUGUUAUAGUAGAAACAAAUAUUCCAUGGCUUCAGAAUUCUCUCAGAGGAUUUCAAAGAAAGUCAAUAGCUCUUGUAUACAAAACAGUCCUCGGAUAACAUGAAUACGCAGAAUGUGAUGGAUUUAUCGAACCAGAUAAAGAUAAACAGGUUGAACCAGACUGUGAAGGGUUGUUGUCAAGAAGCAAUAUUCUUCAUGCAGUUGCUUUGGAAGUGUCACCUGAUGCAGAACACAAUGAGCUCCAGGGAUUAUAAAUCAAUUGCCGUCUUCAUUAAAGACAAAGGCCAGGUGUUUCUAUUCUUUUUGUUUGCUACUUUGUUUCAUUUUCUAGAUAGUUGGAUGGUUGGUACUAUGAAGCAAUGUCAUUAUAUCACUGGUUGAAACUCUACUUUCGGAGGAUGUUAGGAAAGCAAACACAUACUGCAUGAACAGUGUCCACCUAACAUAAAUGAAAACAUCAGCACACAUGGUAAGAUGCUUGGCUGUCAUUCAACUUUGAACCUGGUAGAGCUUGUCUGUUGUUAAACAAACCUAGGAAUUGAUUAAUGCCAUCCACAUUGUUCAUUGCUAGUAAAUAUGUACUUUUGUCAAAACAAAUUCUAUCUUUAUAAUCAGAUAGAUGGACAAUGAAUCAUGAUGAUAAUAGCUCCUUUGUCAACAUAUAAUUGUUAGCCCAUGUAGUUUUCAUAUACCUGCUUGAAAUUUUUUUCAUGUUGACAAAUAAUUCCAUGAAAUAAAAAAACAAAAAAUCAAAGAGUGAGAAAAUAUUUGUAGAAUUUACUAACCAAUAUCAACCAUUGGAUAACCUAAUGGUAUGACACAAGAGUGCAAGAGAAAAAUGAGAGUACAAAUUCUUCCUCUACAGUAAUGUUCAUGUACAUUGUACUAUUUAUACAUUGUACAUUUGGGCCUAAUAUUGUUCGUUCACGGGUCUGGGUAGUCUCUUGUGGGAGAAACAAUGAUUUCAUCUCUCAGGGUUAUAAGGUAAGAGGAUUUUUUUGGGAGGGCUAUAAGUCAUUGUAAUUAGCGCACUUCUAUACUUACAUGUUCUUUUGAAGGUCAUGUCCCCAACCAAAAAA
This is a messenger RNA of Dioscorea cayenensis subsp. rotundata (Guinea yam), 3094 nucleotides long. RefSeq names its product pentatricopeptide repeat-containing protein At4g19890. Gene Ontology annotation, molecular function: protein binding. The record is from RefSeq and is a predicted model, not a curated record. The transcript has 2 exons. NCBI's taxonomy places the organism in Eukaryota, Viridiplantae, Streptophyta, Magnoliopsida, Dioscoreales, Dioscoreaceae. The coding region runs from base 28 to 2118 and encodes 696 amino acids.